Gilbertella persicaria is the source of this 1080-nucleotide messenger RNA. Its product is annotated as mitochondrial carrier domain-containing protein. The transcript has 4 exons. Bases 1 to 1080 code for a protein of 359 amino acids. The record is from RefSeq and is a predicted model, not a curated record. Gene Ontology annotation, biological process: transmembrane transport. Lineage: Eukaryota; Fungi; Mucoromycota; Mucoromycetes; Mucorales; Choanephoraceae.
AUGGAAAAGAUCACUAUGCUUUAUUUUGCAGCUGCAAAGGACAUUACAGGAAAAGAACAAGAAAUGAUUCAAAUAAAAAAUAACUGGACUUUGACUGAUUUGUCAACUUGUUUAGUACAACAAUAUGGCACCAAUUUAAAAGAACUCUUAUCGACCAGUAUGUAUGCAAUAGAUAUGGAAUAUAUUGCCAAAGACCAAGAAAGAACUAUUUUAAUUCAACCCAACAUGGAAAUCGCCAUUAUUCCUCCUGUUAGCGACACUUUUUAUCUUGUAGCCUCGAGUAUAGCAGCUCUUAUAGCCCGUUCAGUAACAUAUCCUUUGGAUACAAUAAAAACACGUUUACAAACCAAAUCCAAUACCUACACGGUUUUAGUAGACCAUGAACCCACAAAAGAAAAAUGGUUCAGAACAAUAGCUGCGCUUUAUCGAGGGAUAGGCAUUACACUGUUAUUUUCUGUACCUGCCCUGACAGUCUACCUUACCUGUUAUGAGUAUUCCAAGUCUUAUCUAGACUCAAUUUCAACAUGGUUACAUAAAGAUGCGUUGAUCAACCAUGCGCUAUCUGGCUGUGUUGCAGAGUUAUCUGCAGGCAUUUUUUUCACACCAAUGGAAGUCACCAAGAGCCAAUUACAAAUCAUGGACUAUACCACAAUAGGACUUGUUAAAACAAUUGCCCAACACGAUGGUAUGGCUGGAUUUUAUCGUGGUUAUUGGAUGUCGAUUGCCGUCUUUUUACCUCAUUCAAUUGCUUAUUUUAUUGUGUACGAGCAACUCAAGAGCUACUGGGAAGUACGAGAUCAGACAUUCAUGGUUUAUUUGUUCUGUUCUGCUGUAGCAAGUACAAUAGGUAUUAUUAUUUCCACACCUUUAGACAUUAUCAAGACAAGGUGGCAAGUAUCUUCUCAAGAACAGGCUUAUAGAGAGGGUCCUAUCAAGAUUGCUCGUGAUAUGUGGCGAUAUGAAGAAGGGCCCAAAGCGUUUACACGGGGAAUGCUUGUCCGUAUUGCCUGGGGAAUUCCUGUUACUACCAUUAAUAUGACUGUAUUUGAGUCCUUAUUGAAGGUGCACAAUAGCAGUUAG